CUUGUGUGGACUCGCCAUUGUCACUCAACGCAGCAAUGUCUGUCACCAUGGCGGUCUUUCAUGCGAUUCAUGCGCCCUGAGCGGCUGCGAAGUGGGCGCAGCAAGGCUGCACAACAGUAGCUCUCGGCCACCUGAUCAGCUCUAGAAGUGGCCCUCAGGCGAGGUCUACUCACUGCCUUCGCGGAGUACACCCAUAGACGAACAUCACAUUUUGCGAUCGCAAGUGACGGGAUGAUCAGUAUACGCUGGCAGCAUGCUGAUACUGACAUCAACAGCGCGUGAGCACGAACAGGACAGCUGACAUUCAUGAAUGAGAUGACACCAUUUGCUAGAGACGCUCGCAGCACACACUCUGGCCGAUUGCAGGUCAUGGCAAGAUGCGGCUGUUGAACAGCGACUUCGAAUUCUGCGACUACGACGACUCUCCACCGCCAUACGCCAUCCUUUCUCACACAUGGAGCGAGAGGAAUGAGGAAGAGGUGACCUACCAAGACCUGAAAGAUGGCAUAAAGGACACAACGAAACCUUUGACCAAGUUGAACUUCUGCAAAGAUCGGGCGAAGGAAGCCGGCUAUAAAUACUUCUGGAUCGACACCUGCUGCAUUGAUAAACGAAACGAUGCUGAGGUCAACUAUGCAAUCAGGUCAAUGUGGCGGUGGUACUUCGAGGCAGGUGUCUGCUUCGUGUACCUGUCAGAUCUGUCAAAGAAGAGAACGCGGGAUACAGACUGGCGAGAUGCGCUCAAAGACUGCAGAUGGUUCACAAGAGGAUGGACACUGCAGGAGCUUAUAGCAUCGAAGAAGAUCGAGUUCUAUGCAAGAGAUGGCCAUAUCGGCAGUAGAGAAGACUUAUUGCCCGCGCUCAGGAGCAUUACUGGCAUUGAUCUUGGUCGUUCCAUGCCUAGUCAUGCGACGAGGCUGGGUUGGGUUACCAAGCGUUCCACGAAGAGGCCCGAGGACAGGGCAUACUGUAUGCUUGGCAUAUGCGAUGUGUCCCUCGACCCUCGAUAUGGUGAGGGAGGAAACUCAGCUUGGCGACGACUGCAAGAUGCGAUUACACAUCGACAUGGAACGAUUGCGCUGAGCGUCCAACGCGAAGUGACCAACGACGACCAUCCAGCGACGAUGCUCGAGGCUCUAAGGUUCGACGCCCUCGAGACAAGGCGAAAAACCGUAAAAGAACCCUUAACGAAGACCUGCAAAUGGAUUCUCGCCCAUCCCGCCUGUGCCAAAUGGUUAAAGCUUGAGCGCAAGUUUUUCUGGAUCAAAGGGAAACCGGGAGCUGGCAAGUCAGUGCUGAUCAAGUACCUGGAUCAGCACGUUACACGCAAGCUGAAGAAGUCGAACGCUAUUGGUCUGCACUUCUACUUCAAUGCUCGCGGCGAGCAGCUUGAAAAGUCCUUCAUGGGCCUGUACCGUUCGCUAUUGGUGCAGCUCGUGGAUCUCGUGCCAGAAGUUGCGCAUGAGCUCAAUGCACUCGGUAUGCCGUUCGAUUUGCCACAGCUACAGAGCGUCCUCACUUCUGUCAUUCUUAGUAUUGAUAGACAGGUCUGGCUCUUCAUUGACGCACUGGACGAAUGUCGCGAGGGCGACGUCCGGGAUCUGAUCGAAUUUCUCGAUGGACUGCAAGACGCAAAGCUCUAUGUGUGCCUUGCUAGCCGCCACUACCCUAUCGUCAAAGUGCCGACGGACCUACAGCUCGUCCUUGAAGAUGUGGAUCAGCACAAAGAGGACCUGAGCACUUAUGUCCAGAAGCUUGACCUCGAAGGCGAAGAAUUGGCUCAGAUGCAGCACGACAUUGUGGCCAAGGCGAAUGGCAUUUUCCUUUGGGUAGUUCUGGUUGUCAACAUUCUCCAGAAAGACGUAGAACGAGGCAGGUUCCACGCCAUGCAGUCACGACUGCGAGAGAUACCUGAGGGUCUACCAGAUCUGUUCAAAACCAUCAUUCUUCGGGAUGAUGAGCAUAAGGAAGAGUUUCUGCUCUGUCUCCGGUGGAUUUUGUACGCUAGGCGGCCUCUGACACUGAAGGAGUGGUAUUUCGCGAUGAUGUCUGGUGUUGAUGGCAGCCUCGAGUGGCACGGCGGGAUCACAGACCCUCGUAUGGAGAUAUUCUUACUGACUUCUUCAAAGGGCUUAGCGGAGCUGACCAAAGGCAAGACGACCACUGCACAAUUUAUUCAUGAAUCUGUGCGCGAUUUUUUGAUUGAUCAAGGUGGCUUUGAGGAGAUCUGCGGUAGUCACGAGUCAUUUGAGAGCGUCGCACAUGAUCACUUGAAACGCUACUGUUUGCGAGGGAUGGCAUUUAGCCUACCAAGACAACUCGACCAGCGUAAAGGCAAGAAGCAGCUGCUUAACGAAGAGGAGCGCAGCUCGCUGAGGGCUCGAUAUCCAUUUGCUGAGUAUGCCACCACCUAUAUCUUGCAUCACGCAGACCAGGCAGCAGUUGGAUGUCCUCAAGAUUCCUUCCUAGCCAAUGAGUUCACGAUAUCGGACUGGAUGAGCGGGUUUAACGCUUUGCAGACGAGCAAGCCGGUUGUCUACAGCGAUGUUCCCAGCUUAAACUAUCUCUGCGCUGAGAGGAACCUCGCAAGUUUGGGUUCUCGACCGACUGCAGCCCUGAAGAUGGAAAAGCAGCAAAGGUAUGUGAGACCGUUGAUCGCUGCAAUUGUCCACGCAAGCUGGGACGUACUGAGGAUAUUCUUGAACGACAUGAGCGUACCCAACAUCGAAGAGACCAUUCUCGAAAUACGUUCUAAAACCAAAUUGGUACUUUCGUCGAGGUGGGGUCUUAACAGAGUCUGGGACUGGAGCUGGGCAGUCAGGAAUGGCUUGGUACAUUUGUCAAAACACACUUUAAUGUCUAUAUACGAGCUAGACCCUGGGGCUCAGAAGAUGCAAUGGAGCCAAGCCCUUGUGACUGGAUCAGAGGGGGGUCACGAAGGGAUGGUGCAGAUGCUGCUGGAUAUGGGUACAGAGUUUCACGAAUAUGCACACAUCGAAGCGCUGUACAAUGCAUCAGAUGGCGGCCACGAGAAGGCGGUGCAGGUGCUACUGGAUGCGGGGGCAACUGUCAAUGGUCGGUUAUAUAAAAGUUCUACCGCCCUGCAGGUGGCGUCAAGUAAAGGCCACGAGAGGGUAGUGCAGGUGCUGGUGAAUGCGGGAGCAGAUGUCAACGCUCAAGGGGGGGGCAUUUACGGCAAUCCGUUGGCGGAGGCAUCGCAAUGUGGCCACGAGAACGUGGUGCAGCUGCUACUCGAUGCGGGAGCAGAUGUGAACGCCGAGGACGGCUCACGCGGCACUGCGCUGCGGGCAGCAGCAGUCUCUGGUCAUGACACUGUGGUGCAGAUGCUACUCGAUGCUGGAGCAAAUGUAAACUUUCAGGGAGGACCUCACGGCAACGUACUGGUGGCCGCAUCAGUAUGUGGCUACGAGAGCGUAGUGCAGAUGCUGCUCAAUGCGGGUGCAGAUGCCAGUGCACAAGGAGGGGACUACAGCAAUGCACUAGAAGCGGCAAGAUCUAAUAAUCAGGCUGAUGCUGUCAGCGCAUGUGGAGAAAGGAACCCGGCGCCGAAUAAACUAGCUUGUCGAUCAGUUCGACAGGGGAAGCAGAUUCUCGGUCUAAGUGAAAGAUUUCGAAAUUUUGAUAUGGUACAGCUUGAUCUAUCCCGACUGAGUCAAGAGAAUGGCGAAAGCUAGUGUACACUGAAUUCGAGUCUCAUAACGCAGCCAGAAAAAGUGAACACGCUGCUGGGCUGCUGGGCGGGCGUUCCUGUCUCCCUUCCAGAUCGGCCUUUGUCGCGGGGUUAUGUUGCGACGUAUUCUACCUCUCAUAGUAUGCUGCUCUUUCACGGUCGCGUUGACUUUGGCAAGAUGUGGCGGA
Molecule: messenger RNA, 3879 nt
Organism: Cercospora beticola
Lineage: Eukaryota; Fungi; Ascomycota; Dothideomycetes; Mycosphaerellales; Mycosphaerellaceae
Molecular function (GO): protein binding
Source: RefSeq, a predicted model, not a curated record